CCCACAUGACAGUUGCUCGUUUGCGCUGCUCGCGCGCAGGUGAACGUUGGCUCUUCGCCACAGAGACCGGAAAAUGUCUUAACAGGCAGGAAUAAACCGCCGGGUAUUAUUGUUAUUAUUAAUAAGGAAGUCAGACAAAGUGAUGUUUAGACAUGUGUGACGGUAAACAUUUUAACAUCGUCAUUACUGUCUGUGUAUCGAGCGGAUGGAUAAACAGAAACCUGUGUUAAAAUGGUAGCUGUGAACUGCUGCUGGUGAUACCUGAGGAAACAACACGGAACUUCUCAUUGUGACUGAGUAUUCUGUCAUCUAGAGGCCAUGGCGCAUGACGACCGCAUGGCCAUCCUGGAAGAUGACGAGGAGGAGCUAAAAAGGAAUGAAGCUAUUUCUGAUGAUUUUAACCGCCUCCAUUUGGAGGUCCACAAGGGUGACCCCACCUCUCUACCUCUACCUGAACCCAGUGACCCUCACCCAGAAAAAACAACUGUUCCCUUCUCUGAACACCAACGAAGGUGCUGUGAUAGCAUUUUCCUCCGGAUCAACCGAUACCUUCUGGUCUCCAAAGUGUUCUACUUUUUCUUCUAUGCUGCCUAUGGCUCACUGCACCCUUUGCUAGCUGUGUUUUAUAAGCAGUUGGGGAUGAAUCCUUUCCAGUCCGGUUUGUUGGUGGGGAUUCGCUACUUUAUUGAAUUCUGCAGCGCCCCCUUUUGGGGUGUUGUGGCUGACCGGUACAGGAAGGGCAAAGCAGUGUUGCUGUUCUCCGUUUUCUGCUGGUUGGUGUUUAACUGUGGGAUUGGGUUUGUGAAACCAGCUGCAAUGAGCUGCAGGCUAGAGAACCAGAUCACAAGUACGAGUUUGGCUACAACUGUGGCUACCACUAAUGGAACAUUAACACCCAUGGUUUCCACCAAUGGGAGUUUUGGCUUAAAUAUGACUGUCACCAAUUGGACUGUAGCUCCAACUACAGCAUCCACUAUUGGAACUGUAGCUCCAACUACAGCAUCCACUAUUGGAACUGUAGCUCCAACUACAGCAUCCACUAUUGGGACUGUAGCGCCAACUACAGCCUCCAGCAAUGGGAAUUUAGGUCCACCUGUAGCUUCAACCAGUGGGACCGGAGCAGCCAUUAUACCUAAUCCAUCAGCUAAUAACACUAGGCAGCGCAGAGACCUAAUUGGACAUUUCUCCAGUUUAACUUUGCUGCCGUCCAAUAAGGAGUCAGUGUUAAGGUCUCAGCACAGAUUUCAACGAGACACUAACGUUAGCAUUAGCGUGGCUUCAGGUGUCCAGUCUACUAUUGCAGGACCUGAACAGAAUUUUACCACACACCUUCAGUCCACAACCUCCAGUAACAUGAGCUCCACCUCCACACCUCCAAACCCCAGCACCAGCACACCGCCACCCAAAUAUACGAUUGAAUACAACCCCGACCAAGUGCAGGCCAUCUUCCUCCUCAUCCUAUCGGUCGUCAUCAUCGGAGAGUUCUUCAGUGCACCUGCAGUCACCAUCGUAGACACGGUGACCCUGCAGUACCUAGGUACACACCGUGACCGUUAUGGGCUUCAGAGGAUGUGGGGCUCUCUGGGUUGGGGGUUGGCCAUGCUCUUUGUGGGCAUCUGGAUCGACCACACCAAAGUCUUCUACCACUCCGAUGGCGAUGCCGGCUGCACUCUGCCCAACUACAAGAUCGCGUUCAUCGUCUUUGGCGUGCUCAUGGCAGCAGCGCUAAUUAUUGCCACACAGUUCCAGUUUGAGGUGCGGCAUUCAGAGGGACAGACAGGGAGUGGGACGGCGCAGGAUUCCUCAGGUGUGCUGGAUGGUUCCAUGCCCCCUGAUGCUCGGGAGUUUCGCUACAUGGAGCUGUUGCAGCUUCUAUGUAGCGUGCGCUACAGCACCGUGCUGUUUGUUGCAUGGUUCAUGGGCUUCGGCUAUGGCUUCGUCUUCACCUUCCUUUUCUGGCACCUGCAGGACCUGAAUGGCACGCCCACGCUGUUUGGAGUGUGUUCCAUCCUGAGCCAUGUGUCCGAGCUUGCCGCCUACUUCACCAGCCACAAACUGAUCGAGCUGGUGGGUCAUAUAAGGGUGCUGUAUAUUGGCCUGGCAUGUAACACAGCUCGCUACCUGUACAUCUCAUACUUGAGCAACGCCUGGACUGUGCUGCCCAUGGAGGUCCUGCAGGGCGUGACCCACGCUGCAGUGUGGGCGGCGUGUAUCUCGUACCUCAGCGCCGCCGUGCCCCCCGCACUCCGCACGUCAGCUCAGGGAAUCCUACAGGGUCUCCACCUAGGACUGGGCAGGGGCUGUGGUGCCAUGCUAGGGGGCUUUCUGGCCAACUCUUUUGGUCCUGCUGAGACAUUCAGGGGGAUUGGAAUGGCCUCACUCGUCAUCCUUCUGCUGUUCGCCUUCAUCCAGAGUGUCACUGAGAAGGACAAGGAGAACAAGAUGCUGGCAGAGAACAUCCCCAUCCCCUCCAGCCCGGUCCCCAUAGCAACCAUAGACCUGAUGCCAAACUCUGAGGUCGUGACCCCGAGCGGCCACCAGGAGCCUAAACUUUCAGCCCGGAAAACACGGCACCAGGAGGAGCAGGAGGACGGCGCCAAACCCGCCUGGGCUCUCAGCGUGUCUCCGUGGGUCACCGUCGCAUUCGCCAUCGUCCAGAUCAAAGAGCUGAUUGUCAUGAGGAAGACAAACACACACACUGAGGUCCAGCCUCUACAGGACCAAGAUAAUAGUACCCCAAACUCGCAGGAUGAGAAUUCCCCUCCUGAAUCUUGUGGGAGCGCAGCGCAGGCAGAAGGUUCUCCCAGCACGACACACACCCUGCCGGACAAGGCUUCGUCUCUGGAGGCCUCUACCUGAAACAAAGCUCUCACACAUACACUUUAACUCCACUCUGACUAUGAAGGACUCUUUUUGAUUGCAUUUAUUUUUAGUAAAUAAAUUUUUAGUGUUUAUUGCGUUCCGAGCUGCACUCUGAGCUCUAGGCAUGUGUCGAUUAUCACGUACACAAAGGCUUUUUUUUAAAGCCUUUGUUUUAUCAGGAUAACAUCACAUUGUACCGUGAUAAAAGGAUAAGCUGUGAUCGAGGUACACUAGUCAGUAUGUUAAGUUAUUUUUGUAGUUUAAUGUUGUUUAUAACUUAAAGAAUUAUUUGAUUUCUGAUCAUUUUCAUCAACACUGAAAACUUAAUUUAUUUAUGUCCUGCUUUUUUAAUAGUUGUCCUGGUCCAGUGGUUAAUAGGUUCCUGUCCAGGAUUGAUUCGUUGUCAUGUUUCUAUCACACACACACACACACACACACACACACACACACACACACACACACACACACACACACACACACACACACACACACCUGCUGCUGAGUUCUGUACUGUGUUCAUCAGAUUAAUCAGUAAAUUAUCCAACUUGUUAUAACAGCGUAUCUGACAGUAAUGCAACCGCAAAGCAAAAGAUUAUAUUAAUUUUCCUUGUUCUAAUGCGUUAUCGUUUCCAAUAGCAACAGCUCACUCACACACAGGUAAAGGACGAGUCUCCAAGCCGUAUCUCUUAAGUUCUAAGUUCUUCUCAUUGACCGGAGAAGCUGCGGUUUAGUCUGCAGAGAAGAGGAGAACCUGGUGAGGAACUCGUCUGACAUUCCACAACAUUACAUUUUAAUAAAUAUUAAUAUUAUAUACAUAUUUACAUAAUACACUGUUAUUCAUUAUUAUUAAUUAUGAUUAUAUAAAACUGUGAUAGAUUAAUUUAAGGUGUGGGGAAAUUUAAAACCGAUGAAACAUCUACCAUGUUGUACAGUGUGCAGUGUGUGAUGUUUCUGUCCUCGACACCGUCUAUAGUGUAUAACACACACAAGCACAUGGACAUACACACACUUAACAUCUACAGGGCAGCAGUGGCUCAAGCGGUUAAAGCUCUGGGUUGUUGAUCAGAGGAUCUGGGUUCAAGGUGCCACUGUUGGGCCCUAGACCGAGGCCCUCAACCCACCAGGGCUUCUGUAUCAUAUAUUAAGCUGCCCCUGCACUCCAAGCCCAACCUCCUCAGUUGGGAUACGGAAAGAAAAGAAUUCAGCUGUGAUGUAUUAUGUGGUGAUAAUAAAGGCUUUCCAAAGGAGAAUCACUAUAGAAACCUCUGUGUGUGUGGGCGUGGCCACACCUAUUUGUUUUGUCUUUAUUACCUUUAACGUCUCUACCACCAGCUGAAAUUCUAUAUGUAGAGAAAAGGUUUGUGAGAUUCUCUGUGACUGUAUAAAGGGGAGUUGUGUGAUCUGUUCACUGCUCAUGUGCUGACGGACCUUCUAACCUGAAACAUCUGAUGUGAACAUCACUCUCUUCCUCUUUACCUCCAUCUCAGUGUCGACUGAUAAUAAAAUGUCUAAUCUGUAUUACAUUAAUUUAGUGGGAGAAUAAAGAUAUAUUAAAAAACA
Messenger RNA from Tachysurus fulvidraco (yellow catfish), 4422 nucleotides. RefSeq names its product major facilitator superfamily domain containing 6a (gene mfsd6a). NCBI's taxonomy places the organism in Eukaryota, Metazoa, Chordata, Actinopteri, Siluriformes, Bagridae. Gene Ontology annotation, cellular component: plasma membrane. The transcript is spliced from 8 exons. Gene Ontology annotation, biological process: antigen processing and presentation of exogenous peptide antigen via MHC class I. The record is from RefSeq and is a predicted model, not a curated record. Bases 319 to 2859 code for a protein of 846 amino acids.